This is a messenger RNA of Pseudocercospora fijiensis CIRAD86, 1617 nucleotides long. RefSeq lists its product as uncharacterized. The record is from RefSeq and is a predicted model, not a curated record. The transcript has 2 exons. NCBI's taxonomy places the organism in Eukaryota, Fungi, Ascomycota, Dothideomycetes, Mycosphaerellales, Mycosphaerellaceae. The coding region runs from base 1 to 1617 and encodes 538 amino acids. Gene Ontology annotation, biological process: protein folding. Gene Ontology annotation, molecular function: ATP binding; ATP hydrolysis activity; ATP-dependent protein folding chaperone. Gene Ontology annotation, cellular component: chaperonin-containing T-complex.
AUGCAGGCCCCAGUGGUGGUUAUGAACACUGCCACUGGCGAUCGCCAGACUGGUCGCCAAGCACAGAAAUCCAACAUCACCGCCGCCAAGACCGUCGCCGAUAUCAUUCGAUCAUGUCUGGGUCCCAAAGCCAUGCUGAAGAUGUUGCUGGAUCCUAUGGGGGGUAUUGUCCUUACCAACGACGGCCACGCUAUCCUCAGAGAGAUCGAAGUCGCACAUCCAGCGGCGAAAAGCAUGAUUGAAUUGGCAAGAACGCAGGACGAGGAAGUGGGAGACGGCACAACGACUGUCAUUAUUCUGGCAGGAGAGAUCCUCGCUCUUUCCCUGCCUCAGCUGGAGCGCAACAUCCACCCAGUCGUGAUCAUCCAGGCCUUCAAGCGUGCGCUGGCCGACGCAUUGAAGAUCAUCCAGGAUGUGUCAAUACCGGUCGACAUCAACGAUAACGAGGUCAUGCGAAAUCUGAUCGCUACCUCGAUCGGCACAAAAUUCACAUCUCGCUACUCAGAUCUCAUGUGCGACCUUGCACUGGUCGCCGUGCGGACCGUGACCUUCGAUGCUGGUGGUGGCAAGCAAGAGGUGGAUAUCAAACGGUAUGCGCGUGUGGAGAAGGUGCCUGGAGGAGAAAUCGAAGACAGCAGAGUUCUCGACGGAGUCAUGCUGAACAAGGACAUCACACACCCAAAGAUGCGAAGGCGGAUAGAGAACCCAAGGGUUGUUCUCCUUGACUGCACGCUGGAGUACAAGAAGGGUGAAUCACAAACGAAUAUCGAAGUCACCAAAGAGGAGGACUGGAACAAGAUUCUGCAGAUUGAGGAGGAACAGGUGCGAGCGAUGUGCGAUGCUAUUAUCGCUGUGAAGCCAGAUCUUGUCAUCACCGAGAAGGGAGUAUCAGAUCUUGCACAACACUUUUUCGUCAAGAAUAACAUCACCGCGCUUCGACGAGUACGAAAGACCGACAACAACCGAAUCGCUCGUGCUACGGGUGCCACUAUUGUCAACUCCGUCUACGACAUCACAGAGCGCGACGUCGGAACCGGAUGUGGUUUAUUCGAGAUCGAGAAGAUUGGCGACGAGUACUUCACCUUCAUGACCAAGUGCAAGAACCCGAAGGCGUGCACUAUCCUCCUCCGCGGACCAUCAAAAGACAUUCUGAACGAAAUCGACCGAAAUCUGGCAGAUGCGAUGGGUGUGGCAAGAAACGUCAUCUUCCAUCCUUACCUCUCACCCGGUGGUGGCGCAACAGAAAUGGCAUGCGCGGUGCGGUUAAGCCAAACAGCCAAGUCGAUCGAAGGUGUUCAGCAGUGGCCAUACAAGGCUAUUGCAGAAGCAAUGGAAGUCAUUCCUCGCACACUCAUCCAAAAUGCAGGUGCAUCGCCCAUCAGAGUGUUGACACAAUUGCGAGCGAAGCAUGCCGAGGGAGGCAGCACAUGGGGUAUCGAUGGCGACGCAGGAAAGAUUGUCGACAUGAAGGACUUCGGCAUCUGGGAACCACAAGCUGUGAAGCUGCAGAGCAUCAAGACUGCUGUGGAAUCUGCAUGCUUACUGCUGAGAGUGGACGACAUUGUUGGCGCGAAGCAGGCAAAGACGAGCGGUGGCGGCAUGGGUGGCGAUGACUAG